Molecule: messenger RNA, 636 nt
Organism: Saccostrea cuccullata (small rock oyster)
Lineage: Eukaryota; Metazoa; Mollusca; Bivalvia; Ostreida; Ostreidae
Product: oncoprotein-induced transcript 3 protein-like
Exons: 6
Coding region: 1-636 (211 amino acids)
Source: RefSeq, a predicted model, not a curated record
AUGUCGCUGUCAGAGGGUUCUUUGCCAGCUAGAGAAGACGGUCUUGUUAGUCGAAAGGCCUGUGUUCCGAGUGCUUCUUUCUUUUGCGAAAAGAUUUAUAAUGUAUCCAUCCAAAACUGUGGGAAAUACAACGUUUACUAUUUACCAAGACCAACAGCAUGUCCAGAGGCUUACUGUUUUGACAAAGAACCAUGCAACACAGCAAAGAUAAUUCCCUAUGAACCUCUACGACGUACUGUUUAUAAAACACUCAGAGACGAAACCCCAAUCUGUGAUAAAUAUAAUAUUCGUAAAGAAGGAGAGUGGUUUAGAACAUCAAAUGAAAUGGUCAACAACAGCACUCAAGCUUCCGAUUGUGGAACAAUUCAUGGAAUUUGGAUAAAAGGCAAUCCUCCUGAUGUCAACGAUGGAAUAGUUUACAGAACAGCCUGCGUCCCCAAAAACAACACAGCUUGUUCAAAGACCUAUCAAAUAAAAGCGAAAAACUGUGGAAACUACAGUGUAUUUUUUCUACGCCGCCCAACAUCAUGUCCUGAAGCUUAUUGUUUUGGAUAUGGAGAACCGGAUAAGAUGACCCGACCAACAACCUGUACUAUAGGAAUAAGACUCCUUCCUAACGAACCUGCCCAAAGAUAA